CAGCACACCGUGGAAGUAGAGAGAUAGAUAGAUCAGAGAGGAGGCGUGGCAGUGGCAAAGAAAGAGGAGAGCUAGCGAACCAGAGGAAGAGGGGCUGAGGCCUAAGGGAGCGAAACCAACGACCCAGCGACAAGGAUAGCGAAAAGGCAUGGCUGACGAUGGCCCGCCUCCGCUUCAAGGGGAGUCCGAUGCCGAGGAAGAGCUAGAAGAAGACACCGAGAGUGAGGACUCAGAGAAAGGGGGAGACGCAGAAAGCGGUGACGAGGAGGGGGGGACGGAGGAGGAGGAGCCCCCCCCGCCCAUGUGGGUCGACUCCGGAUCCGAAGCGGAAGAGGAAAUACCGCGGCCGCCGAAACAGUCGAAGAAGGCACCGCCCAAGAAUGCCGAUAAGACUAACAGCGGUGGGGAGGGGAAGAGCGGCAAGCCCGCGGCGGCGGCCGCGGCGGCGGCGGCUAGGUCGAGCAAGACGGGGAAGGCCGGCAAGAAGGGGGCCGCCGCAGCCGCUGGGGUUUCCCCGCUCUGGACGGCAUUCGCCAAGUCGAGGGAAGGAGCGGAGCGGCUCGGGUUCACCGCCCUCAAGAAGUGGCAGUCGUUCGCGAAGGACAUGCCCAAGAGCUUUCCGGACUGGUACAGCGAUCAGGUGUUGGGCUGCAGAUCUGUCCCCCAGGCUCUCAUGAUCGAGGAACUCCCGAAUGGCUUCCCAGAAUUUUGCCACUGGGUGGCCGGCGAAAAUCACAGAUCUUGCGGGGUCAACGUGAAGGCCGGCUUCGAGCCUUUCGCGAAGACCCACGUGAAGCAGGUGGAAGACGAGGGGAAACCCGUCGGCCGCUCAUUGCCGCCACCGACGCCGACUGCCGCCACCGCGGGCGUCAGCAUGAGCGGUUCUGGCCGUGGAGGGAUGGCGGCGGGGGCGGCGGCGGCGGGCGGGACCACAUUUCGCGGCGGCACUGCGCCUGCCUCUGAGCCACCUCUGGGCGCCGGGUUGGACCCGAAGGCGCGCAAGAGGGACCGCCGCGCUCGAAAGGGUGGCACCGUCGCCAAUGGGCCCAACAUCGCGCAGAAGCUGCAGACUGUCAUCACCGAGCUCGAAGGAGUGUCAGGUUCCGACGACUACGAUGGGCGGAAGGGCGGCGCGGCGGCGCAGGCGAUGGCGGCCGGGAAUCGAGCGGAGGACGAGGUUCGCGACCUCAUGCGGGGAGAGGACAUCAUCGAUGAGUCAGCGGGUACGACAAGGGUAGAAGUGCUCGGUCCAGCCUUCGCGGACUCGAGCCUGCCCAACGGCACGCUAACGAUGCUGUCGCACCUGAAGAGGGCCAGGGCUUACCGACGCCGCGCUGACAGACAGCAGGAGUGUCUCGAGAACGAGCUGGAGAGGUGCCUCGGCCGUUUGGCGCGGGUGGAAAUGCAGUACCUGGCCCUCGUGGCGGAGACCAGCGGACAGGAGUGCAGCCUCGCCUCCUGUUUAGCUCGCGCUAGGCCCUUGGUCAAGCAGUCGUUCGAGCUCAUGGGCGCCGGUGACACGCGUCUAGCGAUGGACGGUUACGACGACGCCGUCAAGCUGCUGGAGGUGCAUGUAGACAAGGUGCAGCAAGGCCGGCGGGAAGCCGAGACACCCGAGGAUAAGGAGGCGAGAAAGCUUCUCGGCCUCACCCUCUGCAACCGGUCAGUGGCCAGCUUUAAGCUUGGCGACUGCUACAGCGGCAUGCGAGACGCGGAGCGGGCGGCCUCGGAGUGCCCCUGCCCCAUGGCCCAGGAACAACUGAAGCGGAGCAAGGACUACCUUCAGGCGCUCGGAGGCGCCGCUGCCCCCCCCAAUUGGGCAGCAUUCGCGGGGCCCCCAUGACCAGCCCUGCCUCCAGGAUAGAAUGCAGGCCCUCCCCUUGGCAGAGGUGUGUGUAUGUUUAGGGGGGGAGCGGUAGCCAGUGUUUAACGGGCCAUGACUUUGGCCUUUCAUGGAGUGGAGUCGAGAUACACCCGUGUUUGAAGUGUUUUGCCUUUGCCGCCUACGAGGAGGAGGCGUUAGUCUUGUUGGUUGCUUCUGCGUUUCAUCUUUUGUGGACCAAGGGCGAGGACAGAGACGUGCAUACCUGAGUGAGUUGGCCAGGGGGGCGGGGGGGCGGGUGUGGUGUUUCCCUUCAACCAAAAGUGGAGAGUCUUUCCAAGGUGCCGUUUCAUUUAGGGGUAAUGGACGUGGGGCCGGAGCAUUGAAGGCACACAUUUUGCUGCUGAUAGGAGGGGGUACUUUUGAUUGUGUGCAGGUUUGAUCUUUCCCCCCACCAUAGCCCAAUUUAAGUGUGCUCCGUUUAGACCCCGCACGAUCGCAGGACACAGGAAGUAUUCACGGAGAUGGUGAUGCAGGAAGCAAAUUAGGCGAGAAACGGGGGGGGGGGGGAUAUCUUGUUGCGUGGACCCCUCCUGUCUGAGAACGAUUGUUCGUUGGCGUUCCUGUGGGAGGAAGGGCUCCGGUCUUCUCGGCUGCAGCUCGACCUGCAGAGAGUGGUGGGAACGUCGCAAUGAAGGAUGGUUCAAAGGGUCGCCGUUCCAUUUUUGUCGUCGCUUCUGCUGAUGAUGCUUGUUAAGAGUGUUGCUUGUUUCGGUCCAAGUUUUGGCCUCCCGGAGGGGAUCAACCACCGUUUUCGUUGUAACAGUUGUUCUAAAUGGCUCUUCUCAAUCUCUUCUUCUCCUGCGACUACAUCGAUAAAAAUAUCUCACAAGCUGAGUUAUCUACCAUGUUUUCGACGUAAUCUUCAAAGCACUAUCCCCCAAAAUCUACGAAGCAACUACCAUAUCUCCCAAUCUCCAUUCGUUGGCCUCUCAACGUUUUUGAGGGAAAAGAGUGCUCUGCGCUUAUUUUGCGUUUAAACUCGAAGGCAAAGCGCCGCAGGAGGGGUGGGUAUGGGGCCUUAGGGGGGAAAGAACGCUUCCGUGUGGCCACGGAUUGGAGCUCCUACACGGCAGAAGUUCAAAAGUGCAGUAGUGGUCUCGAAAAGAAACGUACAUUUCUUUGAGCGGGGUCCGUCAAUCGUGUCUGUGGGCGGGAACAAGGGGUGAGCGGUGAGCACGGUUUUUGUGUUUUCCACAUUGUGCAGUGGUAUGUCUCUUGAAAGGAGUCUUCGUUGACUUUGGUUGAGUCCUUGUUCAUGGCGGACGUUAGAGAGCAGCUCGCAUCACACCCGACCCGCGAAAGAGAACGUCCAUCCUUCACUUACUUGCCAAGGAAGCCGCUGUGGCAAACCACAGGAUUAGAGCUUGAGUUGAAGCCGGGGCUACCCGGUUAUUUCUGUAGACGGGGCACAGUUAAUUCAAUUCAUUGUCUACGGGCUUGCGUACCCUACUGUUCUUGCUAAUAGUGUGU
Molecule: messenger RNA, 3355 nt
Organism: Ectocarpus sp. CCAP 1310/34
Lineage: Eukaryota; Phaeophyceae; Ectocarpales; Ectocarpaceae
Source: the annotation of a GenBank genome assembly